This is a messenger RNA of Effrenium voratum, 807 nucleotides long. Lineage: Eukaryota; Dinophyceae; Suessiales; Symbiodiniaceae. The record is from the annotation of a GenBank genome assembly.
AUGGGCGCGGGGCAGUCGGCGAAUGGCGAAGCGAUUUCCAGGCCGAGCUCUGGCAGGAUACCCAUGAUAAGAGCUGAUGUUCAGCUGAUUGUCUAUGAUCUUGAUGGCUCUGCGGAAGUUUUCGUGCUGAACCAAAUGCUGCGACCCCUUGGUACCGGCGUCUUCCACUGCGGUGUGCAGGUUCUGAACCAGGAGUGGAGCUUUCGCGGGAGCCGCUGCGAAGGCACUGGCGUCUUCUGCUGCCAGCCCCGGACCUGCGCCAACCUGACGCCCCGGGAGGUGGUGCCGCUGGGCUCGGUGCUGCUGCCCGAGGGCCAGGUGGAGACAAUCCUGGAGCAGAUGAAGCACGAGUGGCCUGGUCGAGGCUACAAUGUGCUGCGGCGCAACUGCGGACAUUUCUGCAAGGAGUUCAGCCAGCGAUUGGGGGUCGGACCGCUACCAAUUUGGGUGACCAAUCUGGCCAGCACGGGCGCAGACUUAGCCACGAUUCCGGAUCAGGUCAAGUCGCUCUGGUCCGGCCUCGUCGACCAACUCCCCGAUUUCACUGACACCAGCGAGGACGUGGAGAAUCUGAAUCCGGGCUCGCAGCCUCUUCCUCCACGAGUGCUUGUGUCGCGAUCUGUACCGCUGGCGCGAGCCGUGGCGCGAAGCCUGGGGCACAGCUGUCCGGAAGGUGCAACCGCUCCGACCCUGCUGACGACCCGCACUGUACAGGAACCCAGCUGCGUGCGGAUGCAGGGCACCCGCGGAGUCAGCCAGUGGCAAGGCUUUGACGCCGAGGAGGAGGUGGUUCAGUGCUGCUUCUAG